Messenger RNA from Vitis vinifera (wine grape), 2872 nucleotides. RefSeq names its product pentatricopeptide repeat-containing protein At3g48810. Bases 299 to 2299 code for a protein of 666 amino acids. The record is from RefSeq and is a predicted model, not a curated record. NCBI's taxonomy places the organism in Eukaryota, Viridiplantae, Streptophyta, Magnoliopsida, Vitales, Vitaceae. Gene Ontology annotation, molecular function: protein binding. The transcript has 2 exons.
CAACUAGGUACACUCUCUUUGCUAAAAAACCUCUUCUCCUGUAUCCUUUGUUUGUUUGCGGAGAAAAGGAAAGAGCUUGAAAGAAAACUUUGCGUUUGUGAUAUUGGAGAUCACAGAGUAAUGAAACCAUCACUAGGUUCUGCAUAAUACAACUAUUUUACUUAGUUGAGGUGUUUUUCUGGGAGAGAUACAAAUCAUAGGAUUUAACCAUUCAUUUAUUUAUUUAUUUCAAUUAUUCUCUCAGCAACCAAACAGAGAAUUAGGGGUUUUGUUUUACAUUUUUGUUCGUGCUUGCAUCAUGCAUUUGAAGGAGGGAUGUUCCUUACUUUUAAAAGUUCGCAAACCUUCAAUCCCUUUUGUGCUCAGCACGAAUCCAGUUCCGAAUCUCAAAGCCGAAAAUGAAGAAAAAUCGUCCGUUCUGAAAGAGGCCGAUGUUCUAAAGAGGUUGAAACAUGAGCAUGAUAUCACUCUUGCAUUAGAGUAUUUCAAGUCUAUUGCAAAUUCGAAAUCUUUCAAACACACGCCUCUGACCUACCAAAUGAUGAUUGAGAAGCUCGCUAGUGAACGUGAGAUGGAUUGUGUUCAGUACCUUUUGCAGCAAAUGAAGUUAGAGGGUAUUAGUUGCUCUGAGGAUCUAUUUAUUAGUGUGAUAGGUUCGUAUAGGCGAGCGGGUUCUUCUGAGCAAGCGUUGAAAACGUUUUAUAGGAUGCAAGAUUUCCGUGUUAAACCCACUGUUAAGAUUUACAAUCACAUCUUGGAUGCAUUGCUUGACGAGAAUAGGUUUCAGAUGAUCAACCCUAUAUAUAGUAAUAUGAAGAAAGAUGGUAUGGAGCCCAAUGUGUUUACAUACAACAUUCUUUUGAAAGCAUUGUGUAAGAAUAAUCGGGUGGAUGGGGCCCACAAAUUACUUGUGGAAAUGUCGAGCAAGGGAUGUGAUCCUGAUGAGGUGAGCUAUACAACAUUGAUAUCUUCUUUGUGUAAGCUCGGUAAGGUGAAGGAAGCCAGGGAGCUUGCCAUGAGUUUCACUCCAUCUGUACCUGUUUAUAAUGCUUUGAUAAAUGGGGUGUGCAAGGAAUACACAUUUGAGGAGGCAUUUCAGUUAUUAGAUGAAAUGAUGAACAAAGGGAUUGACCCUAAUGUUAUUUCAUACACAACUAUCAUCAAUGCCCUCUCCGAUGCAGGGAAUGUUGAGCUGUCUCUUGCUGUUUUAGCCAAAAUGUUUGCGAGAGGAUGUAGUCCCAAUCUUCACACAUUUACUUCCUUGAUAAAGGGUUUUUUCUUGAAAGGGGGAUCACAUGAAGCUCUUGACUUUUGGGACCGGAUGAUAAGGGAAGGAGUUGUGCCCAAUGUUGUUGCAUAUAAUGCACUAAUGCAUGGUUUAUGCUCUAAGAGGAGCUUGGGUGAUGCUGUAUCUGUUUUCAAUCAAAUGGAGAUAAAUGGAUGCUGUCCAAAUGUGAGGACAUAUAGUGCUCUUAUUGAUGGCUAUGCAAAAGCUGGAGACUUGGAUGGUGCAUCUGAGGUAUGGAACUGGAUGAUAACUCAUGGUUGCCAUCCUAAUGUUGUGGCUUAUACCUGCAUGGUGGAUGUUCUUUGCAGGAAUUCUAUGUUUAACCAAGCUUAUUGUCUUAUAGAGAAUAUGCAAGUGGAAAAUUGUCCUCCAAAUACAGUUACAUUCAAUACAUUUAUCAAAGGUUUAUGUGGAAGUGGAAGAGUAGAUUGGGCAAUAAAGGUGUUUGAUCAAAUGGGAAACUCUGGCUGUUUUCCUAAUACCACGACCUACAAUGAGCUAUUGGACAGUCUCUUGAAAGACAGAAGGUUUGGAGAAGCCUUUGGACUUGUUAAGGAUAUGGAACAUAGGGGGAUUGAGCUGAAUUUAGUGACGUAUAAUACUAUUAUAUAUGGUUAUUGUUGUGCUGGUAUGCUUGGGGAGGCUUUGGAGCUUUUAGGGAAAAUGGUGGUUAGAGGUACGAAGCCCGAUGCCAUCACAGUUAAUAUAGUAAUUGAUGCAUACUGUAAGCAAGGUAAGGUUAACAUUGCUAUUCAACUUAUGGACAGAUUGAGUGCAGGGAAAUGGCACCCAGAUAUAAUUGCUUACACUAGUCUUAUAAGUGGGAUCUGUACACAUAUAGGUGUGGAAGAGGCCAUUGUUUAUCUUAGGAGGAUGUUAAGUGAAGGGAUCUCACCCAAUGUUGCCACAUGGAAUGUUCUAGUGCGGCAUUUAUUUAGCAACAUGGGUCAUUCAGGAGCUGUUCAAUUUCUAGAUGCUGUAUUGGGUAGUGGAUUUGAGACAAGAUUCUGAAGGUUUGCAUCAAAGAUCUGUUACAGUCAGACAAAUGAGUUGUAGGCCAAACCAUCAGCAGAAUGCAAGAGAGGUUGUCAUCAGUAAUAUCCAGAAUCCUUUUGAGAUUGUCUUGUUGGGCAGAGCUCCAUAAUGCAACCCAAGUUCGUGGUGCUUAUAAUCACAAAGGAGGCAGGGGGACAGCUUCACUCAGUUUCAUCCAUGGGUUCACCGGUUGAGCGAGCAAUCUGUGCAAAGAACCAAUUUCUCUUUCCCUUGUUGGCAACUUGGCAAUUCUGAGGAACUUUAAAGAGGGUGGUUUCUGGCAAAUAGGUGUGUUCUUUGUGAAAGCAAAGAGGAUUAAUGGAUUGUGUUUUCCUCCACGCGCUCUGUGCUGAUCCUAUUCUCUUUAGCUGGUCUUAGGUCGUGGGUUAGUUUGUAGGUAGAAGUUGUAGAUUGGGUGACUCUAGAUGAGAGGGACUAGUGUUUUUUGGUUCUCUUUUAUGGCAUUGCCUUUUGGCACGAUUUGUAUAGUGUACUUUAGUAUAUAAAUUCCUUCUCUUUUAUUUAUAAUAUUUUCUUGCUCGUCAUUAA